AUGUUGGAGAUGACCUUGGAGGAGGCUCAUAGCAUGGACCAGUGGAAUAUGCGUUUCUACUUUCACAUGUCUGGAGAAGGCAUUGGGACCCUCAGCGUUUUCAUCAAAGCCAAAGGGCACCAUCACCUCCUGCUGAACCUGACAGGAGAUCAGGGCAACUACUGGCAGAUGAGGGAGAUCCAGCUGAGCUCCUCCAUGGACUUCCAGGUGGUGUUUGAGGGCAAGUGGUUUGAACUGGAAGAAGCACCGACAGGGAAACUCCACCUAAAGCUGGAGUGGCUCUCUCUGUUCUCCACUCCCGAGAAGCUGGAUCAGGUGCUGCGAAAUGUGCGUGCAGACAGAAGCCCAGCCAGUGAUGGACUGUCAUCAGCUCUGCUGGUGAUCUAUUUGGACUCAGCUAAAAACCUACCUGGUGUCUUCACAGGCAGCUUAGGCUGUGGGAACUUAAGUGAGAGGAGAGCAUCUGGCUUGAUCUUUUGUGAAAGCAAUACGACUGAGGGUAGAACGAUUUUUUCAACCAAGAAGAGCAGCAGUGAACCCAGCCCUUAUGUCCAGUUCAUAGUUGGUCAUAAAACACUCGAGAGUAAGGACGGUCAGCUCGCGGUGAAAUUGCCACAUGCGGCUGGUGAAUAUAUGGCAAGCCCUGUUGUCAAGUAA
Nematolebias whitei (Rio pearlfish) is the source of this 657-nucleotide messenger RNA. RefSeq names its product extended synaptotagmin-2-A-like. Lineage: Eukaryota; Metazoa; Chordata; Actinopteri; Cyprinodontiformes; Rivulidae. Gene Ontology annotation, cellular component: membrane. Bases 1 to 657 code for a protein of 218 amino acids. The transcript is spliced from 7 exons. The record is from RefSeq and is a predicted model, not a curated record.